AACUCAUUGUAAACCUCAACAACAUACGACUAUACGAGACAAUCAAUAGUAUAAUUUAUAUAAAAGAGAGAGCGUUGAGAAAAGAAAGAGAGAUGUCAAGAGUUUUGUCAGUCGUUUGUGUCUUCUUUGCUCUGACUGUCGUCCAUGCACGUGCUCGUCAAGUGCCGGGUGAGUUUGAUGAGGGCAAGACGACGACACAUGACGAUACAACCACAACGCUCGUGCAUGCAAGUGCCGCUGAUCAGGCACCACCAAAAAGCCUCGGUGACAAAAAAUGCAUCGGAGGCGUAGCAGGAGUCGGCGGAUUCGCGGGAGUUGGUGGUUACGCCGGCGUGGGAGGUCUAGGUCUGCCACUCAUUGGAGGUCUUGGCGGUAUUGGUAAAUACGGUGGCAUAGGCGGUGCAGCUGGAAUCGGUGGUUUCCAUGGCAUAGGCGGUGGUCUAGGCGGUGUAGGAGGCGGUCUAGGCGGCCUUGGUGGAGUCGGUGGUGGGAUCGGUAAAGCAGGAGGUAUCGGUGGUGUUGGCGGUCUAGGCGGAGCUGGGGGUGGUUUAGGUGGAGUUGGUGGUGGAAUUGGUAAAGCUGGUGGUAUUGGCGGUGUUGGCGGUCUAGGCGGAACCGGGGGUGGUAUAGGUGGAGUCGGUGGUGGUGGUAUCGGUAAGGGAGGCGGUAUUGGCGGUGUUGGUGGCAUUGGCGGUGGACACGGCGUCGUUGGUGGCGUUGGCGGUGGGAUACUUCCACAUCCUUGAUGAAGAUACGAAGCUUUGGUAGAGUUUUGUGUUGAUUAUCCUUAGGGUGACUUUUGAUGUAUUUUCUUGUUUGGGUUUGUGUAACGUUUCCUUCGAUUUGGCCAUCGUGUUAUGUAAUGUGUGACUAUGUUUAGUCGUUGAUCAUAGUUACGUUUGUUUUAGUAUGAAGUUAUCUGCUAUCUUUUCGUGCAUGUUCAAAAUUAAGGGCGGAGAAAUUAUUAUGCUUCUAAUAACAAGAUUUGUUUCAAAAUUAUAUAUACAGUAACUAUGAUCUUAAGUAUUAGGGAUUAUAAUGCUAGCUUUCAUUAUUCGUUAUUAUGAUCUUAAUCGUGAGUAUUAACAAUGAACAUUUCAGAACUUGAGCUUAAUAUAUAGUAUUCCCUCCAUUUUUUUGUAUGAUAUUUUAGUAUAAACACACAAAUUAUAAAAAAAACAUUUGAUUACAACAAAAAUAGUUAUUAAAAAUAGUUAAUCAUUACUAUUUUGAACAAAUAAGACAAAAAAAUACACAUUGACUUUAACAUUUUAAUUAGUUAAUUUAAUAGUUUUUAGAUAGACAAUUUUAAAACAUCAUACAAAUUGAAACAAAAAUAUUUUCUAUAAUACCAUAUAAAGAUGUUAUACACAUGCAAACGAAACUUUUUUUUUGAUAAAGAAAUGCAAAAGAAACUUUAGAGCUAAUCCAAUUAAUUAGUUAUCGUGGGGAUUUUUUGUUGUUGCAAAAUUGUUAAUUUUGUCAUGGUGAGGGGCGGGGGAGAGAGACAGCAAGAAUCCACAAAGUGUAAACAAUAAUAAAUAACAUAAUUAAUUGCGUGAUGAUGAGAUGGACAAAAAUUUAAGAAGAUACGUUUGCAUGUCAAACACUUGUCGUGUCAUUUCAUGCAUCGUCCUCUCUACAGUAUGUCGCUGUGUCCCGGACUUCAAAAUCUCAUGCAAUUUAUUACGACGUGUAUAUAAUAUAUAGCCUCGAGUAUUCUUUUUGUGGCCUGACUAUUAUUGUUGAUAAGCUAGCUAAGCUAAUGAAAGUUCAAGAAAUUAGCUGUUAUAUUAUGAAGUCAAUAGUACUUUGUUUUGUUUAUGUCUUCAAUCUUCUUUUUACGACAACGACAAGUUUCACAAAGCCCGUCACGAAUCGGAUCUAGCCUCACUAAAUGCACACUGAUUGAUUCGCUUGCUCAUUUGGUAACUGAUAUUAUUAUUAGUUUUUUUUACUACGUUCUUAACAAGGAUAGACAACUCCAGUGAGGGAUUUUCACUUUCACUCCAGUAUUUAAACAAAAAAUAAUGUUAAAAAAAUAAAAGUAAAGAUGA
Molecule: messenger RNA, 2057 nt
Organism: Brassica rapa (field mustard)
Lineage: Eukaryota; Viridiplantae; Streptophyta; Magnoliopsida; Brassicales; Brassicaceae
Product: glycine-rich protein 23-like
Source: RefSeq, a predicted model, not a curated record